Molecule: messenger RNA, 1986 nt
Organism: Drosophila hydei
Lineage: Eukaryota; Metazoa; Arthropoda; Insecta; Diptera; Drosophilidae
Gene: Dronc
Product: caspase Dronc
Exons: 2
Coding region: 406-1791 (461 amino acids)
Biological process (GO): proteolysis
Molecular function (GO): cysteine-type endopeptidase activity
Source: RefSeq, a predicted model, not a curated record
CGAGCAGUGUUAGAAUACGAACGAGAGUGAACGGACGCGCGAUUGCACUGCCCGCAACCACUGCCAGAAUAGUUCCAUGAUUAACUCCUUUUGUUUCAAACGAAAUCUUAUCAACAAGCAUAAAACGUAGCUAAUUUUAAGGUUUAACAACCAAGUGCAAUAAUAUAUUGAAUAAUUUGCUUUUGAAAAAAUAAGGAUCACUUCUUUGCAAGUGAACAAAAGAAACGAAGCCAGUUUAAGUGACUCAUUUCGACAUACAUUUAUAUUCCUAUUGUUUCUGACAUUGUCAUUGCCAUUAUCACUGCCUGUUGAGCUGCGUCCGCAUUGCGUUCAACAAACGAAACGAACCGAAUCGAAAAUAGAAUUAACUUCCUCGACCUCAAGGCUCCAUAUACAGAGAGAUCAAUGCAUAGCAUGGAGGAAGUGGGAGAGCAAGAGAGACAGCGAGAACGAGAACGGGAACGGGAGGGAGAUCAUGAUCAAGAGCGAGAGCUUGGCAUGCAGCAGAAGCACCGCCAGCACAUUAAGAAUAACAUGGAAACGCUUAUCAAAAAAACCGACUACAAUAUCAUAAUGGCGGAAACAGUGCGCCGAGGUUUACUCUCGCCAGUGAUGCGUCGCAACAUUGAGGCUCUGCAGUCGAUGGAAUAUGAUAUGACUGAUGAGCAGGUACAGCUAUUGCGGCACAAAAGGUACUUUGAGAAGAUUACCAAACGUGGGCCCACUGCCUAUGCGGAGCUGAAGGCAAUUCUAAGAAGCAUGAAACAAUUAGAUGCAUUGCGUCUACUAGAAGAGGUCGACCCACAGGUUAACGACUUCGUAUCGUUGACCCGUGCGAACAGCAACAAAUCCACGGAUAUUGUUGACACUCGGGCCAAUGAACCGCCCAGUGAGGGGGCAAGUGUUAGUAGAAAACCGGCUUUACACAAUGAUGCAGGAGGUCCCUUGACGCCCUUUGUUGGCCAGGUGAAUGGCCAACGUCGCCAGGUGACCAAGUCUACUCAGAUUCACACUGACAAUGUGCUCGGCGUAUAUCCCAUGCAAUCGAAGCAAAACCGUGGUGUUCUCUUUAUAGUGAACAUCAUUGACUUCCCGGACCCAAAUAUAAAGCGAAAUGGGGCAGAUGGAGACAGCGAAUCGUUGAUUCACAUCUUCCGUGAGAUCGGAUUCACGACAUUCUAUUACAAGAAUCUUAAUUGUAAUCAAUUCUUCGAAACCCUCCGCGAAUUAACUAAUUCGGAUUAUGUGCGCGAUACAGAGUGCUUUGUCAUGGUGUUGAUGACGCAUGGCGAGCGCUACCAGGAAGUGGACAAAGUGAACUUCAGCGAUGGCUCUUUAAGCAAUGUGAAGACAAUCAUCGAUCACUUCCAGCCUAAUAGAUGUCCCAAUUUGCUACACAAACCCAAGGUGCUAAUAUUUCCAUUUUGUCGUGGUGAGACUCCAGAUCAUGGACAGAAUGUAAAACACUCAGUGAGCACGAGCAUGCGCAUCCAAACUGAUGGGAUGCCCAUUGACAAUGUGCCCACAUUGUCAGAUAUUUUGGUAUGCUAUGCCAGCACGCCCGGAUUCGAGACCCAUCGGGAUCCCAAGGAAGGCAGUUGGUAUAUUCAAAAGCUCUGUGAUACGAUAGCCGAGCAUGCACACGACACUUCGCUGGAGGACAUGCUGAAGAAGACGAACUCGUUGGUGGGCAAAAUGCGCACCAAGCGUGGCCAUUUGCAGACUGGCGCCUUCGACAACCUUGGGUUCAAUAAGAAGCUCUUCUUCAAUCCGGGGUUCUUCAUUGAAUAGAUUGCUACAUAUAAAUUGACGAGCACAAAUGGAAGCAUUCCCAUUCGACUGAAUUGCAUUUAUACUUAUCGUCUCUAUGUUUAAUAUAUAUAUGGGUUUAUACAUAUAUAUAAAUAUCUCUGUAGCUGUUUUUUAAAUUGUAUGUUAAUGUGCUAUUGUCCCCUCCAUAUCUGCCAGUACUAUAUACUCCAUGUA